CCAUCCUGCCACGUAUCCAUAUAUGGCAGUGACCACGCCCAUGUUACGCCCCGCCCCUUCCUGCCGGCGCAGCAGUUUGACGUCAGAGCGCGAUGGCGGCGCCGGGGCUGUCGAAGGCCGAGUACCUGCGGCGGUACCUGAGCGGCGCCGAGCCCGCCGCGCCGCGCCGCCGCCGCCGCAGGAAACCGCCGGCCGGCACCGCCAGAGGCGGCAUGCGCAUCGUGGAUGACGACGUGAGCUGGAGCAGCAUCGCCGCCGCCGCCGACAGGGAGGAGGAGGAGGAGGACGAAGGGGACAUGCCUGUGGUGGCAGAGUUCGUCGAUGAGCGCCCCGAGGAGGUGAAGCUCAUGGAGGAGUUCCGGAUGAACUCCAAGUGGAAGCUCCUGGGAGAUGAGGACUCGCAGAGUUCAGAUAUUUCGGGACCUGCCAAGCCUGCCACGAGGCGGCACCACGGCUCCCCAGAGCCCUCGGCCCCAGCAGGGAAACACAACGGCUCCGUGGGGCUGUGUGCUCCCCGGGGACAGCGAGACAGCAGCCCUGAGCUGUCACCCCCCAGGAGGCAGCGACACGACACCCCAGAUCUGUCACCCCCCAGGAGGCAGCGACACGACACACCAGACUUGUCACCCCCCAGGAGACAACGUCACGACACCCCCGACCCCUCACCCCCCAGGAGACAGCGCCAUGACACACCAGACUUGUCACCUCCUAGGAGAAAGCGCCACGACACCCCUGACCCAUCCCCUCCUAGGAGACAGCGUCACGACACACCAGACUUGUCACCCCCCAGGAGAAAGCGACACGACACCCCUGACCCCUCACCUCCCAGGAGAAAGCACCAUGACACGCCAGAUCUGUCCCCUCCCAGGAGACAACGUCACGACACCCCUGACCCAUCCCCUCCCAGGAGACAACGCCAUGACACGCCAGAUCUGUCACCCCCCAGGAAAAAGCGUCAUGACACCCCAGAUUUGUCACCUGCCCGGCGGCGGCAGCGUCACGACACCCCUGACCCCUCACCCCCCAGGAGACAGCGCCAUGACACACCAGACUUGUCACCUCCUAGGAGAAAGCGCCACGACACCCCUGACCCAUCCCCUCCUAGGAGAAAGCAACAUGAUACCCCAGAUCUGUCCCCUCCCAGGAGAAAGCGACACGACACUCCUGACGUGUCACCUCCUAGGAGGCAGCGUCACGACACACCAGACUUGUCACCUCCCAGGAAAAAGCGUCACGACACCCCUGACCCAUCCCCUCCCAGGAGACAGCGACACGACACUCCUGACCUGUCCCCUCCCAGGAGACAGCGCCAUGACACCCCAGACUUGUCACCCCCCAGGAGAAAGCGCCAUGACACCCCAGACCUGUCCCCUCCCCGGAGGCAGCAUCACGAUUUGUCACCUGGGAGAGAGAAGCCGGGGUCCCCGAGUGGGAAGAAGGGCCAAAGGAAAGGACGGGCUUCUCCUGCCCACAGGGACCAGCCCAGGUCCCGGAGCCCCCCGGAGCCCUCCCUGCACCACCGGGAUGCCAGGGACUCUCCCAAGAAGGCUGGCACGAUGGCAUCCGGGGUCAAAGCUGGCCUGGUGUCGGCUGACGUGCUGCAGAGGGAGAAGCAGGAGCUCCGGAAGCACGAGAGGAGCACCAGGCACCUGGAAGAGGAAUCCCGGGACGCUCAGACCGUGUUCCGAGACAAGUCCGGCCGCAAGAGGAACCUGGCCCAGGAGCAGCUGGAGCAGAGGCUGAAGGCUGAGGCAGAGGCCAAGAGAGAAGAGCAGUAUGCCAAGUGGGGCAAAGGGCUGGCACAGGAGAGGCAGCAGCAGCAGAACGUGGAGGAUGCAGUCAAGGAGAUGCAGAAGCCCUUGGCCCGUUACAUCGAUGACCAGGACCUGGACAGAAUGCUGAGGGAGCAGGAGAGGGAAGGAGACCCCAUGGCUGCUCUCAUCAAGAAGAGGAAGGCCAAGGAGAACAAGGAGAAAGAAAAACCCAGGUACAAGGGACCAGCUCCUCCCCUCAACAGGUUUAACAUCUGGCCCGGGCACCGCUGGGACGGCGUGGACAGGUCCAACGGGUUCGAGCAGCAGCGCUUCGCCCGCAUUGCCAACAAGAAGGCCGUGCAGGAGCUCGCCUACAAGUGGAGCGUGGAGGACAUGUAGGGACAGCUCCUGCAGAGCCCCACAGGCUCCACCUGCUGCCACAGCCCCGAGGGAUGGCCUGCUCCCCUGGAGCAGCCCUGUGCUCGGCGUUCAGCAGCCCACGGGCCAUCUGCUGAGAGGCACGGCUGGAUUUCCCUGUGAGCCCCUGCGGAGGACACUGCUUUCCUCUUCCUUUUCUAACAAACUUCUCUUCUACGCCAAAUGACUUCUGAGGGCAGUUCCCAAGUCUUCAGGUGUCCUAAAUCUCAGGUGAAAAUCUGCUGAACGCUUGGGCUUGGGAGAGUUACCCUCAUGCUGUUGGUCACUCUGCUCCAGAACUCAGGUUAAGUGGAACUUCUGAACUUCUGUCAAGUUCAUGCAGUUAUUUUGCCAUGUCGAUCCCAGAGUCACUAACAUGCAGGAAAGUUCAAACUCAGCUUCUCCUGACCCUGUCCAAGCAGGAAACUGAGCAGGGAAUGCUCUGGCACUGGAAGAGUGACCUGCAAUGCUGCAUUGGGCAGCAAGAACUUCAGGAGCCUCAGCAAUUCUGCAGGGCUCCAUUUCUAGUGGAAGGAAAUGUGUGGAGAAUUAGGACUUAAUGCCUGGAGUUGUUUCCCUCCUAGUUUGGAGCAGCUGGUGCCCCCAGAGCCCUCUGGAUUUGAGGCUGAUCUCAGCACUUGGCUCGCUCUGGUGGGAGGUGUAACAGCCCUUGUCCUGUGAUCACAUUUGUCAGUCUUGGAGCUUCCCUUAAUCCCUGUGUGCCGGAAGGCACUUGUGGAAAUAAAUACAGUUGUUCUUGUUGAGGUCCUGGGGAGCAGGGAGGAAAUGCAGGCAGCAGUUUCCAUGGAGAUGCCUUGGCUGCAGCAGUGGGCAGGGCAGGGCAGGGCAGGAUCGCUCUUUUCUGGGAUUCUCCAGCCCUGGGAGGCCGUGGGUGGGAGGGAGGGGCAGAGCACAGUCUGCUCUGGAGUGCCAGACUCUUGGGACAUCCCUGCUUUUCAUCCCUGUGUCACAUUUCCAGCAGCCCUGGAAUUGGUGUGUUCACCUGUAAAUAAAACCUUGCUUUUUUUACUCCA
Passer domesticus (house sparrow) is the source of this 3205-nucleotide messenger RNA. RefSeq names its product BUD13 homolog (gene BUD13). Gene Ontology annotation, molecular function: RNA binding. The transcript is spliced from 11 exons. Gene Ontology annotation, biological process: mRNA splicing, via spliceosome. Lineage: Eukaryota; Metazoa; Chordata; Aves; Passeriformes; Passeridae. The coding region runs from base 93 to 2153 and encodes 686 amino acids. The record is from RefSeq and is a predicted model, not a curated record. Gene Ontology annotation, cellular component: RES complex; U2-type spliceosomal complex.